CCCGCGCCGGCCCGGGCCCCUCGGCGCCCAGGGGCGUAAAGAAGCCUCAUCUCCUUCCUUAGGGAAAGACAGGGCAGACACAGUGAUCAUCGGAGGUGGUUGUGUUGGUGUGAGUCUAGCCUAUCACUUGGCUAAAGCUGGCUUGAAAGAUGUUGUUCUGCUAGAAAAAUCUGAGCUCACUGCAGGAUCUACCUGGCAUGCAGCUGGUUUAACUACUUAUUUUCAUCCUGGAAUAAACCUGAAGAAAAUCCAUGCUUACAGCAUCAAACUCUAUGAAAAGCUUGAAGAAGAGACAGGACAGCCUGUGGGGUUUCAUCAGCCUGGCAGUAUCAGAAUUGCUUCAACCCCUACUAGGGUGGAUGAAUUCAAAUACCAAAUGACUCGUGCUGGUUGGCACCCAACAGAGCAAUAUUUAAUCACGCCUGAGAAAGUGCAGGAACUAUUUCCCUUAUUGAACAUGGAUAAGGUUUUAGCUGGCCUGUAUAACCCUGGAGACGGUCAUAUUGAUCCUUAUUCUCUAACUAUGGCCUUGGCUGCAGGAGCCAGAAAAUAUGGUGCUCAGUUAAAUUAUCCUGUGCAAGUAACUAAUCUGAACUCCCGAUCAGAUGGGACAUGGGAAGUUGAAACUCCACUUGGAAUAAUCCAAGCAAAGAGAAUUGUGAAUACUGCAGGCUUCUGGGCCCGUGACAUAGGCAAGAUGAUUGGCCUGCAGCACCCUCUAAUACCUGUUCAUCAUCAGUAUGUUGUAACAUCAACUAUCCCUGAAGUGAAAGCCCUAAAAACAGAAUUGCCCGUGAUCCGUGAUUUAGAAGGAUCAUACUAUCUAAGGCAAGAAAGGGAUGGACUUUUGUUUGGUCCAUAUGAAAGUGAGGAGAAAAUGAAGCUCCAGGAGUCAUGGGUAACAAAUGGAGUCCCACCAGGAUUUGGAAAAGAACUUUUUGAGUCUGAUUUAGACAGAAUAAUGGAGCAUAUUGAGGCUGCCAUGGAAAUGGUCCCUGUUUUGAGAAAAGCAGACAUCGUAAACACAAUUUCAGGCCCUAUCACCUAUUCUCCAGACAUUCUUCCUAUGGUGGGACCACAUCAGGGUGUCAGAAAUUACUGGGUAGCCAUUGGUUUUGGGUAUGGCAUUAUACAUGCUGGUGGCAUGGGAAAGUACCUCAGUGACUGGAUCCUUGAGGGAGAACCUCCAUUUGACCUGAUAGAAGUAGAUCCAAACCGCUAUGGAAAGUGGACCACCACAGAAUACACAGCAGCCAAAGCAAGAGAAUCUUAUGGCUUUAAUAACAUUGUUGGUUACCCUAAAGAAGAAAGAUUUGCUGGGAGACCAACAGAGAGAACUAGUGGGCUGUAUGAUUUGCUAAAGUCAAAAUGUUCAAUGGGAUUCCAUGCAGGAUGGGAGCAACCUCAUUGGUUCUACAAACCUGGAGAUGAGACUGGAUACAAACCCAGUUUUCGGCGCACAAAUUGGUUUGACCCUGUAGGUCGUGAGUACAAACAGGUUAUGGAAAAAGUUGGUGUGAUUGACCUGUCACCAUUUGGCAAGUUUAAAGUGAAAGGCACAGAUUCUGUUAAACUGCUUGAUCAUCUAUUUGCAAAUGUUGUUCCGAAGGUGGGUUCCACAAAUAUAAGCCAUAUGUUAACACCAAGAGGAAAAGUUUAUGCUGAGCUAACUGUCUCUCAACUGUAUCCUGAAGAAUUCAUGCUUGUAACUGGGUCAGGGUCCGAACUCCAUGAUCUGAGAUGGAUAGAAGACAAAAUAACAAAAGGUGGAUACAAGGUUGAAAUAGAAAACAUGACAGAUGAGAUGGGAGUACUUAGUGUAGCAGGUCCAUAUGCACGACAGGUCCUCCAGAAGUUGACAAAUGAAGACCUAAGUGAUGCUUCAUUUAAAUUUCUCCAGUGUAGACAUCUGAAACUUUCCAAUAUCGCUGUUACUGCCAUUAGGAUAUCUUACACAGGAGAAUUGGGCUGGGAGCUCUACCAUAGAAAAGAAGAUUCUGUACCUCUUUACAGUGCAAUCAUGGAAGCUGGGCAAAAAGAGGGAAUUGAUGACUUUGGAACAUAUGCUCUAAAUGCUUUGAGGCUGGAAAAGGGUUUUCGAGCCUGGGGAGCAGAGAUGAACUGUGACACUAAUCCCUUAGAAGCUGGACUGGAGUAUUUUGUAAAGCUAAACAAGGCAGCAGACUUUACAGGAAAGCAAGCACUGAAGCAGAUUAAAGAAAAGGGGCUCAAACGACGACUGGUAUAUCUCUUGCUGGAAACAGAUAAUGUUGAUCCAGAGGGAAAUGAAAGCGUGUGGCACAAUGGCAAGGUAAUUGGCAAUACCACAUCUGGAUGUUUCAGCUAUGGAGCUCAGCAGAGUCUAGCUUUCGCAUAUGUUCCCAUGGAACUCAGCAAAGUUGGACAGAAAUUGGAAGUUGAACUUCUAGGUAAAAAUUAUCCAGCAACCAUUAUACAGGAGCCACUGGUGCUGACUGAACCAACAAGAAUGCGCCUUCAGAGAAAGGGUGAAAGUCCCAAAACAUAAACACAGAUGACAAUACAGCAAAUUGUGCAGUAGGAAAUAGUGCCAUUAAUAUGCAUAAAAUUAAGAGAAUUAAACUACUCACAUUUUCUAAUUACUAAACUCAAGAUCUUCAUUGCUAUUCAUGAGUGAGAAAUUCGAUGGCAUUACUUCCUAAUUCUCUGUAUGUGCUGUUCACAUUAGAGACCUGAGCAGAGCUGAUGGGCUGCUGUGUGUUCUGCUUCUCAGCAGCACUUGAGAGCAGAAAGUGGCAGGGAACGAGCACAUCAUUGAUUCAGCUUGCUCCCACAUUGGCUGGCAGAUCUGCGUUAAUCCAUAUGAGAAAUGUGCUCUUGAUUCUGUCCAAUAGCAAAUUCCUCCCCCUCCCUCACACUACCAGUUCCUCCUUUGCCUGCCCUUGAGGUAAAGUAGCUUAUCCUGUCUUUUUUACACAUGAAUAGCAAGUUUACCAUAAAAGCAUGUCACUAGUUCUACACAGAAUGCUUUAUAAGGAAUUGAAAGACAUCUCAUUAACCAUUAAAAUAAUAAAGGCAUUACUAAAGGUAA
Molecule: messenger RNA, 3070 nt
Organism: Melospiza melodia melodia
Lineage: Eukaryota; Metazoa; Chordata; Aves; Passeriformes; Passerellidae
Gene: DMGDH
Product: dimethylglycine dehydrogenase
Exons: 16
Coding region: 377-2527 (716 amino acids)
Cellular component (GO): mitochondrion
Molecular function (GO): protein binding; oxidoreductase activity
Source: RefSeq, a predicted model, not a curated record